This is a messenger RNA of Penaeus vannamei (Pacific white shrimp), 569 nucleotides long. The record is from RefSeq and is a predicted model, not a curated record. Lineage: Eukaryota; Metazoa; Arthropoda; Malacostraca; Decapoda; Penaeidae.
AGCCCAUCCAGUGCCAUCGGACGUCGCAUGAGCACAACGUCACGGAAUACUGCUUCUGCAUGGACACGGAGACGGGGAACAGCCUGGACGGCACGGGCGUCACCAACGGCACGCCCAACUGCUCUCGGCCCUUCCCGCACGUGCGCGUCUGGCCGGGUUGUGUAGGGAAAACCAAAGUUAAAUUCCUGAAGGACCUUCAGGAAUACUUGAUGAGUAAGGCAGAUAGUGUAGACAGAAAUGCAGGUGUCGACCUUACCACUCAGUCGAGGGAGGAGUAUGCCGCUGUCUAUCAUUUAGAAACCUUGACAAGAAUGGUAAUAAAGUUCUUGAGAGGCAGGAGAGAAAAAGCUGUUAAACGAUUCUUAACAAGUGUUCCAAAGCUGAAAAGAUGUGGCAAAAGAUUCGCCAGAUACUGCGAUGUAGACAAAAACCGAAAGAUCUCUUUAGAAGAGUGGGUAGCAUGCAUUGUGGUCCCGAAAUCCACUGAUGUCUCGUCAUCGCCAGGGCCUGGCAACCCAUUUGAGGUCAUCCUCAAGCCAGAAGAUAUAUGAGGAAUAGUAAAAAAAAAA